Chelmon rostratus (copperband butterflyfish) is the source of this 2405-nucleotide messenger RNA. RefSeq names its product WD repeat domain 31 (gene wdr31). Gene Ontology annotation, molecular function: protein binding. NCBI's taxonomy places the organism in Eukaryota, Metazoa, Chordata, Actinopteri, Chaetodontiformes, Chaetodontidae. The record is from RefSeq and is a predicted model, not a curated record. The coding region runs from base 290 to 1366 and encodes 358 amino acids. The transcript has 10 exons.
GAGAGGGAUGGGUCCGUGUAGUGAAGAGACACUUCUGUGCACUUUCCCAUGCAGUUAGAACACCUUACUACCAUGGCAGUCUGCUGGAAACGCUUCUCGGUCGUUUCGACAACGAUUCUAAGAAGUUUUAACGUUUGUACAUGCACGUUUUGGUGCUACUAGUGCAUUGGUCUAUCUUGGCAUGACAGAUAAAGAUUAGUUAGCAUGCUAGCGAGCUAGCCACACUGCCUCAGCAUCACACAGCGACCACACCUGCCAGUGACAGUGUGGCUGCAGGUUCCCAGCAGACAUGGGCAAACUCCAGAGCAAGUUUCGCAAGAGGUCUGAGCUCUACAGGGCAUCCCAGGGGGAGAAGGCGGACAAUACUUUUGACAGUCAGGUGCUGCAGUAUGAACCUGCACAUCAGGGCUCUGUCAACACUGUCACUAAUCUCAGCCCAGAUCUGUGCGUCUCUGGUGGGAGUGACCAGGCUGUGGUGGUGUAUGACUGGAAACAAGGCCGUAUGUGUCAGUCCUUCCAGGGUCACAACCGAGAAGUUACCAAGACUCUGUGUUAUCCAGGCAGUACAUGGAUCUUUAGCGCCUCACGGGACAAGACUGUUUUGAUGUGGGACCUAAACCAGGGGGAUGAACCUAUUCAAGAAUUUUGUGGGCAUGAGUUGGUGGUCAAUGGACUAGCUAUCAGCCCUGAUGGGAGAAAGCUGUGCACCGGCUCUCGUGACAACUGGAUGUGCCUGUGGGAUAUUGAAUCUGCAAAAUGUGAACAGAGACACAACAUUUCUAGAAACCUGGUUACUCAUGUUUGUUGGGUGCCAGGCAGCUCCUCUGUAGUCCAGACCUCUGAGGAUAAGACCAUAAGGGUGUGGGACAGCCGUGCAUGGCAGGUGACCAACACUUUUCCAGCCAAGCAAUACAUCCAGACCCACUGUGACAUUUCUGAAAAUGGAAACUACUUGGUGUCCAGCAGCAACGGCUUUGGAGGCCAGGGCUGUGAAGCCACGCUCUGGGACCUGCGUCAGCCUGGCUGUAAGGUCGUGGAGUACAGAGGCCACCUCCAGACCACAGCGUGCUGUAUGUUUUUACCUGUGCCUCCUGGUGGCACAGCUCGGGUAGCAACAUCCUCCCAUGACAGCUCCGUCAAGAUCUGGGAUCAGAACACAGCAGUUUGUUUAGCAACAUUGUCUUUGGAUGGUGCCGGUCCACUGGUUUCUCUGUCUCCUAGUGACUCCACCAACAUGCUGUGUGCCAGCUUCAACUCUGGCCUCCACCAUAUCCAGGUGGGCCAGGGAUCAAACCAGCCUCAGGGUUCUGGGGCAGGCUCAGGGGGAGCGGGUGGUCUGGACAUAAAAGUUGUGGCACGCUUCUGACAGCUCAAAAGAACCUGAUGUGACUCGAAAGCCUGAACUGUGAACAGCCAGUGACUCAACAGUAGGAUCACUGGACAAGGACAUCGGGACUGUUCUUUUUUUUAUAUAUAUAAUUUUCCAUAUUUCUAUAGACAUUUUUGCUUUACUAGACUGCCAUACAGCAAAGAAUGACAGAGGAGAUCAGCGAGAAAUGGAAGAGCGACAGUGAUGUGAAUGGUGGAUACACCUUUUGUCCAGCAGAGCCACCAGAAUGUCCAUCAUAGCUGCGCUUCUGCUCUGUAAGUCACAUCACCAUCACCCGGCACAUUAAUUGAUGAGACCAAAGACACCAAACUGAUCCUGCUUGGAUUGCUGCCUUUUUGGACCAAGUCAGAAUAACUGGGCAUGACUCUCAGUUUAAACACUGCUAGGUGGAGUCGAUGAGGUACUUCAUGCACACGUUCUAUUGGUUUUAUUUGUGGUGCUGGAUACAUGUUUGGAGGACAUCUAAAAGUGGCAGGAGUGGGGUUAAGAAUUUCGAAGCAUUUGAAUGUUGCAGGAAAAUAUUUGGUGUUAAUUCUUUGUCUGAUAGAGAACUGGAAGCCAAAUAGAAUUUCAUACUAAGAGUAUGUAAUUAGUUUUUUCCUGGAUAAAAUGUAGUAGGUGCGGUCAGACUAGCAAUCUUGUUUCUGAAGCACUUUGUGGAAAGUUGCUUUUAUCACCAAAACAGAGUAAUGAGGAACAUGUAUAUGUUGAUACGUUCAUUAGUUUGUACUGUAGCUUUAAGUGUUGGACCAAAUGAAUACCUAUGACACAAGACUGUAUAAACAUGCUUUGUUUUUAGGUCAAAUUCAAUUGAUAAAGGUCUUUAAAGAUACAGAUUCUGAUAUUUUUCAACUGAAGCUGACGUUUGGUGCCGAAAUACAAUAUAUUUAAAUUUGAACGAUACUAUGCAAAAUACCAGCGUAAUUACCAUUUUUGAUAAAGUAUUGUUGAAGCAAACAAAUGGGAAUAAAGAUUUCACAAAUGCAGAAGAAAACUGUUCUGUGACCUGUCAGUA